Messenger RNA from Aphanomyces invadans, 351 nucleotides. RefSeq lists its product as hypothetical. The transcript has a single exon. The record is from RefSeq and is a predicted model, not a curated record. The coding region runs from base 1 to 351 and encodes 116 amino acids. NCBI's taxonomy places the organism in Eukaryota, Oomycota, Saprolegniomycetes, Saprolegniales, Verrucalvaceae.
AUGGAGGCCUCGUUCGCUUGUUCGCGGGAAAACGGCGGACGUUCCUUCUUCGCUGCAAUCGGUGAUCGAUUUCUUGAGGCAGGGGAUGCUCUGGACGGUCCAUCCUUCUCGGACUCUGGAGACACCAAGUCAACGAGAUUUGCCGCUGCACUGGCUGAGUUGAUCGACGAUUCCAGCUUGACUAUCCUGUCGCCGUCGUCGUUGUCUUCAACAUCGCUAGGAUCGGCCACAAGCGGCGGAUGCAGGUUCACGAACUUCGCCAUACGACUUUUUCGAGAGUGCUUCGUAUCAUGCUGGUCAUCGCUCGAUGGUUUAGGCGUGAGUCUGCUUGGAGAGGUCGGAUGCUUGUGA